GCGAUACAUGUGAUUAUAAAAAAAAUGACCUCAUUUUCAAUUAUAAUUUAUUUACAACUGGUUGUGCAAUACGUACUAUAUAUAUUAAUACAACUUUGAUAUUGACGCCAUAUUACUGAUUUCCAAUAUCUAUAGUGCGAACACUUUGCGGAAUUCCGAGGAAAAACAGGAAAAGGACUAACAAUGAAAAACAAAAACAAAGGAUCAAGUGCUCGCAAGGAAGCAGCAGUCAUUAUUAUCAAUGAUGAGGAGGAAUUUGAACAUGGAGAUGCUGGAGCAUCUAGUACUUACCCAGAACAAUGUUCCAGUCUGAGGAAGGGAGGCCAUGUUCUACUGAAAAAUCGUCCUUGUAAAAUAGUAGAGAUGUCCACAUCUGCCCCAGGAAAGCAUGGACACGCAAAGGUUCACCUCAUUGGAUUGGAUCUGUUCACUGGAAAGAAGUACGAAGACAUUUGUCCAGCACACCAUAACAUGGAUGUCCCUAAUGUCAAACGUCUGGAAUAUCAGAUUGUUAGUAUUAGCCGUGAUGGGUAUUUGACUAUCAUGGAUGACAAAGGUCAACUUCGCAGUGACAUCAAGGUCGAGGAGGAUGACCUUGGAAAAGAGAUUAAGGUCAAGUUUGAAAAAGAAGAAGACUUCAUGGUCUCCGUCAUCAGUGCUAUGGACGAGGAGAAGGUCAUAGCAAUGAAGGCUAUUAAACAACCUUGACUCUUUUUAUCUGUUAUAUACUCAUCACUAAUUCAAUCCUAAUAGGAUCAUACAAAUUCCUAAUGAGGAUCUCAACCCGGAUCAUAUAAAGUUAAGCGAAAAAUAUUAGCUAAGCGGUGAAGAUUUUACAAUAAAGGAAACACGGUGUGGUAACAGCAAGUGAAGAUAAAAAAAACAGGCUUUCAAGUUCUAAAUAUCUAAUAACAUAAUUCUUUUCUUCUAAUUAAUAAAAUUCUUAGACUC
Mytilus californianus (California mussel) is the source of this 951-nucleotide messenger RNA. Its product is annotated as eukaryotic translation initiation factor 5A-1-like. Lineage: Eukaryota; Metazoa; Mollusca; Bivalvia; Mytilida; Mytilidae. The record is from RefSeq and is a predicted model, not a curated record. Gene Ontology annotation, biological process: positive regulation of translational termination; positive regulation of translational elongation. Bases 184 to 708 code for a protein of 174 amino acids. The transcript is spliced from 5 exons. Gene Ontology annotation, molecular function: translation elongation factor activity; RNA binding; ribosome binding.